Molecule: messenger RNA, 3758 nt
Organism: Quercus robur (English oak)
Lineage: Eukaryota; Viridiplantae; Streptophyta; Magnoliopsida; Fagales; Fagaceae
Product: protein QUIRKY
Exons: 3
Coding region: 397-3495 (1032 amino acids)
Source: RefSeq, a predicted model, not a curated record
GAUGCCAACCGGUUAUAUCUAUAAGAGAUGGCCAAAAGAAAAAGGUAAAAAUUGAGAGGUGAGAGAGAAUCUUCAGUGUCAAAAGGAAGUAAUAUCCUAAUCAAUAAGCAAAGACUAAAGCUGUUUCCACACCAAGUUUAGCACCUUUAAUUGUUUCUUUUCUCAUCUAUUCUAUACACACCUUUUGCACUAUUUCUUACCCCAAAACCAAGAAAAGAAUUCCAAUAUUGAACACUACCAGGACACACCCCCUGUGUUUUUCUUUUUCAUAGUCUCUCAAAACUCACAUACCAGAUCAUGCCAUGCGAGAGUAAUGGUAGCACAAUAACACAAAGAACAACACAACAACAGGGCUUGCUUUGAAGCUCCCACAUAUUACUACAUCUCUCAAUCAAGAUGGUUCGAAAGCUGAUAGUUGAAGUGGUGGAUGCCCGGAAUCUGACGCCAAAAGACGGUCACGGCACGUCUAGUCCCUACGUCCAGGUCGACUACUACGGGCAGCGGAAGCGAACAAAAACAGCAAUUUGCGAAUUGAACCCAACAUGGAAUGAGGUUCUGGAGUUUAACGUGGCCAAGCCCUCCGACGCCCAAGUGUUGGGAGACCUGUUGGAGGUUGUCAUUUACCAUGACAAGAACCAUGGACCAACAACGAGGAACAACUUUCUCGGUUGGAUACGCUUGGAUUCCACACAGCUUUUCGUUAAGAAAGGCGAGGAGGCCUUGAUAUAUUUCCCUUUACAGAAGAAGAGCUUGUUUUCUUGGAUUCAAGGUGACAUUGGUCUCAAGAUUUAUUAUAUCGAUCAUGAUGAGAACGAGGUCGUCCCACCACCGCCACCUCCAGAGCCUGAAAAAAAGCAAGAAGAACCGCCAGCUGCGGCAGCCCCACCACCACCAGAACCAGCUCCUGCGCCACCUGGUGCUGAUGGAGAGAAGCCUAAUGAAGAGCCACCUGCUGCUGCUGCAGCUGAAGCUGAAGCUGCAGCCGCGCCACCACCAGAGAAUGCGGAAGCUGAACCUGAGAAGCCAACAGAAUCAUCUCAGCCUCCUCAUCAACCAACAGUGGAAGAGUCCACGCCUCCAGAGGUGGACUCUUCCACUGUUGGAGGCGUGGAAGAGCCCACGCAUCCAGAUGAUCCCGUCAUCGAAAUGAUGCAAGCAUCUGUUUCUAAAUCAAUGCCUGAAGUGAGAAUCGCAGGUCCGCAACCAAUUAAGAGGCCAUUUACAGGACAUGGAAGCAACUUCACUCCAUUGGAUCCAACAGAAAGUAUGACAAUAGAGAAGUCCUCGUUCGAUCUCGUCGAGAAAAUGCACUACUUAUUCGUUCAAGUGGUGAAGGCAAGAAAACUCCCCAGCAUCGUGAAUCCAAUUGUCAGAAUUGGGGUCUCGGGAGGACACAAUGCUCAGUCCAACCCUGCUCGUAAAAGUCCUAAUUUCUUCUUCGAGUGGGACCAGACAUUUGCUUUCGGCCGCAACUCCCCGGAUUCUUCCUCCACCUUAGAAGUCUCCGUGUGGGACUCAGUACACAAUACUUUCUUAGGUGGGAUUUGCUUUGAUGUGACGGAAAUCCCACUGCGGGACCCACCAGAUAGUCCCUUGGCUCCACAGUGGUACAGGUUGGAUGGGAAUGAGACCCACUAUCCAGGUGAGCUCAUGCUUGCCACUUGGAUUGGCACGCAGGCUGACGAGGCAUUCCCUGAUGCAACAAAGAGUACUGACUGUCGUAACAAUGUGAACUCAAGAGCAAAAGUGUACCAAUCUCCAAAGCUGUGGUACCUCAGAGCUACUGUUGUAGAAGCUCGAGACAUUCUUGAUCUGCCAUUGAAAGAUUUGUCAUUCCAAAUCAAAGCACAGUUGGGAAUUUUCCAAGUGUUGAAAACCAAAGUCUCUGUCACACGCGAUGGCUCACCGUUGUGGAACGAAGACUUACUAUUUAUAGCCGCUGAGCCAUUCAGCGAUUACUUAGUCUUUUUCCUCGAAAUGCGACAAUCUAGUAAAGCACCACCGGUAACCAUUGGCAUUGUGAGGAUUCCAAAUGCGGCCAUCGAAAGGCGAGUGGACGAUCGAAAGGUGGCGUCCCACUGGUUCAACUUAGAGGCCCCAAACAACGAUGAGAAGAGGGUGAUGUACAAAGGUAGAAUCCAUCUCCGCUUGUGCUUCGAUGGUGGCUAUCAUGUGAUGGAUGAGGCUGCGCACCUAUGCAGCGAUUACCGUCCUACUGCAAGGCAACUAUGGAAGCCCCCUGUAGGUACAAUCGAGCUUGGUAUCAUUGGAUGCAGGAGUUUGAUACCGAUGAAGACGAUGGGAAAAGGUAAAGGCUUUACAGAUGCAUAUUGUGUUGCUAAAUACGGAUCAAAAUGGAUACGUACGCGUACCAUUUCUGACAGCUUGGAACCCAAGUGGAAUGAGCAGUACACAUGGAAGGUAUAUGAUCCAUGCACUGUGUUGAGUGUUGGAGUUUUUGAUGAUAGCUCAGGAAUAUUAUUCGAGACAGACAGUACUUCUAAACCGGAUUCUCGUAUUGGAAAAGUUCGAGUGCGUAUUUCUACAUUGCAGACUGGUAAAGUGUACAGAAACUUGUAUCCAUUGCUGGUUUUGUCCAAUUCUGGAAUGAAGAAAAUGGGAGAGUUGGAGAUAGCAAUUCGGUUCACACGUGCAGCUUCAAAUUUGGAUAUUCUUCACGUGUACUCUCAGCCUUUGUUGCCAUUGAUGCAUCAUAUAAAGCCACUUGGGAUUGUUCAGCAAGAGAUGUUGAGGAACAUUGCAGCUAAGACCAUAGCAGUACACUUGUCACGAUCAGAACCGCCAGUUAAACGCGAGGUUGUGCUUUACAUGUUGGAUGCAGACUCACAAGGUUUCAGCAUGAGAAAAGUACGUGUAAACUAUUUUAGGAUCAUCAAUGUGAUUGUUGGUUUCAUGGAUAUUAUCAAAUGGGUGGAGGAGAUUCGUACAUGGAGGAGUCCGAUGGCCACAAUUCUUGUACAUGCAUUGUUUGUGAUGUUGGUGUGGUUCCCUGAUCUAAUUGUGCCCACAUUAGCAUUUUAUGUGUUUGUAAUUGGGGCUUGGAACUAUAGGUUUAAGUCAAGGGAGCCACUUCCACAUUUUGAUCCUAAGAUUUCACUGGUUGAUGGUGUGGACCGCGAUGAGCUAGACGAGGAGUUCGAUAUGGUGCCAAGUAAUAGGCCAAAUGAGGUCGUGCGUGUGAGGUAUGAUAAGCUACGCACGGUUGGGGCACGUGUACAGAGGAUAUUGGGAGAUAUAGCUUCGCAAGGUGAACGUGUGCAAGCGUUGGUGACAUGGAGGGACCCUCGUGCAACUGGGAUAUUUGUUGGGUUGUGUUUUGUGGUGGCCAUGAUAAUGUAUAUGGUGCCGUCGAAGAUGGUGGCAAUGGCGUUUGGGUUCUAUUAUUUGCGCCAUCCCAUAUUUCGUGAUCGGAUGCCAUCACCAGCUUUGAAUUUUUUCAGGAGGCUUCCUUCGCUUUCUGAUCGAAUUAUGUAGCUAAGUUGAUAUUUAUUUGAUAAUCAGAAAAAUCUUAUUGCACGUUUGCUAUUACACCUCCGUACCCACUCCAUUUUGAAAUCAUGUUUUUAAAACAAUAUUUCAAUUAAAAUUGCGAAAUUGUAUUUUCAUGAUUUCAUAAUUUUAGCUGAAAUUGAGUUUAAAACACGAUUUCAAGUUAUGUGGUAGUAUGUGUACGGUGAGUGUGUUACUAUCAUCACUCUUUGAUAAUAAUGGAAAGGCAAGGCAUGCAUAUUUUCACA